Molecule: messenger RNA, 1319 nt
Organism: Copidosoma floridanum
Lineage: Eukaryota; Metazoa; Arthropoda; Insecta; Hymenoptera; Encyrtidae
Source: RefSeq, a predicted model, not a curated record
AUGCUUCAUCUAGGCUUCAAACUUGUAAACACUUUUAAUUAUUUCGCUGAACUUACUUAUCCUUUCUUUGCUAAAUCUGAAUUUUAUACGAAGAUUCUCAGCUUCUUUCCAGAUCCAGUAGUGGAGGAUUGUCUGUCGAAGGACAAGCGUCGACAUGGAAUAUGCAUGAAUAGAAACGAUUGUCGGGAGCAACGUGGCAUCUCCAGUGGGCCCUGCGCUCUGGGCCUUGGCGUAUGCUGCGUCUUCACAACGAGCUGUUCUGGCGAGGUGCUGCGCAACCAGACGUACAUCACGAGCCCAGGAUUCCCGAACCUCAUCGAUCAGCCGAUGAACUGCUCGGUGCUCGUCAAGAAGAUCGACAACCAAAUCAGCCAGCUGAGAAUCGAUUUUCUCCACUUCAACGUGGGCCAGCCUAACCGGAAGACUGGGGUUUGUGACGACGAUGUCAUGCUGGUGAGAUCCGGCGAGAGGACCUUCCAGCUCUGCGGUUGGAACAGCGGCCAGCACAUCUACAUGGACGUAGGGGAGGAGCCGGUGACGAUAAACUUUCGACUGCUGGGUGGCUUGGUAUCGCGCAUGUGGGAGCUCAGGGUUGUGCAGCUGGGGUUCGAACAACGCGCUCCAGCUGGUUGCUUGCAGUACCAUCAAUCGGCGAACGGCACCCUUCGCACCCUGAACUACCUGCCCGGGAAUGGCCGGUACCUAGCCAACCACGACUACCUGAUAUGCAUGCGUCAGGAGUACGGCAUGUGCAGCGUAGCCUACUCGCCCUGUUCCAGCGAUUCGUUCAGGAUCGGAGGUCCCAGGGGUACGGGGUACAACGAUACCUCGGCGCUGCUCAGUGCAGGUGAUGAAAGCCAGGAAGACGACGAGGGUUCGGGUGUUGGCAGCGAGCGUUUGUCGAUGGUGGGCGUUGACAGGUGCAAGGACCGGGUUCUCAUUCCCUGCGACUUUGAGGAAUUUAUUACGCCGGGCAACGACGUAGCUGGCAUCUGCGACCUCGAGCACUGCGGCACCUCAUUGUGCGACACCAGGAAUCUGGGAGGCGGGCGUAGAAGUGGUAGUACCUCCACGGAGUCGAUGAUGUCGGCUACAGCAACGCCAGGUGGAAGCGGGGCAUCAGCCUGCCGUGUGGAAACUUCAGCACUGCCGUUCCACAUUAGGGUGGCCUUUGGAUCUGGUGGGCAGAACGGAUCUUCGCCCGAGGACAACAUCGGCAUGUGCCUCAAUUACGAACAGCUGCCCUGUCUCGCGUGAAAUUUUCAUUGUAGAAGCUUGCGGGGCAUUCUGGAAUUUUUCUUCCUCUAUUACUAUCUGGC